This is a messenger RNA of Chlorocebus sabaeus (green monkey), 5489 nucleotides long. It is a transcript of the gene NEK10, whose product is annotated as NIMA related kinase 10. Gene Ontology annotation, biological process: regulation of cell cycle G2/M phase transition; protein phosphorylation; positive regulation of MAP kinase activity. Gene Ontology annotation, molecular function: ATP binding; protein serine/threonine kinase activity. Lineage: Eukaryota; Metazoa; Chordata; Mammalia; Primates; Cercopithecidae. The record is from RefSeq and is a predicted model, not a curated record.
GUAUACAUAUGUAACCUGCACGUUGUGCAUAUGUACCCUAGAACUUACAUAUAAAAAAAAAUCUUGUUGGUUUUAUGUUCUCCGAAGUUUAAUUAGUUCUGCUAUACUCACUGGAGUUUGGCUUUCAUCUCGCCUUUCUGCAUUUCCAAAAUAGGGCCAUCUUCAUUUUAAAAAAUGCUUUCAAUUAUGGAAGCCUAAGUAUUGUUACCCCAAUGUGCCUACUUACUAUCCAAACCUGAAAAACGUUAGGUUUCACUGUAUUCAUUUAAAAUCCAGUUUGGGAAGAUGUAAUCACCAGUGUUGACACACUCAUGAGUGUUUAGUGAUAUUAAGAUGAGGUUGAAUAGGGCCCAGAACUCGAAGAAAUCGUCAAGGGAACAUCAUCGUGAUUAAGACCAGACUCAAGUAGAUGUUACCGUGACUCACAUCACUUACUAGCUCUGCCGUACUGGACUACUUAGGAAACUUCUUGUGCCUCCGUUUUAUAACUAAGUGAAAUAAGGAAAGAAUUUGAAAUCAUGCCCAGCACAAAAUUGAGCAGUCAAUAAAUUGACAUUUUUCAUGUAUUUAAAGUUACAGAAUGUCAGGUAUAUUUUUAAAGCGUUAUCUAAUGCAGUUCAGAAAUUUUAAAGACGCUUCAGACUUUCACAAAAGGUGGAGUGACUUGCCCAAGGCCACAAAACGAACUGACAAUAGUUGUACCAUACAGGUUUCUUGAAUCCCAGAUCACUCUUAUUUUUGUGAAAAAUAUGGUGCUAUGGCACCAUAUUCUCAUUGCCUGUGGCUUGAGUAACUGAAGACAUUUUCACACCACAUGAAAGAUAUUUAGCAUGCUGCAUUGAUUCCUUAUCAGAUUAAAUCUUUGCUUUUAAAGAGAAUUGAUUUUUAGCCCAUAGCGGUUCUUGAAAGUUAAACACUCCAAGAUGAAGCUGCCCUUUCCCAUCAAAGGUUAGACACCCUAAAUCCAGAAAAAUCUUCAACGUUUAGGAGACCUGUUCACAGGUAGCUCUAGGUUCCAGUGAAGUGGCUGCAGCACAGCCUUCAGCAUCACUUGCCUCCUCUUCUGCUUGCAAGCUUGGUGGUGGACCUAGCGCGUCUCUGGUUGCUACGGCGAUUCCCUGGCAGGCGUCAUCCGUCGCUAUGGCGCUCUGCACUGCGCAGCAUGGCUGCUCCCGAUUGGCUGAGGGGCCCCAGGAGGCGGAGGAAGAAUUGUCGGCAUUGGCCUGACCAGCGCCGGUUGGUGGCCUGGAGGAGGAUUUGAUUGGAAAACCAACGGCGCUGCUGGCCGCGGUGUACUCGAGGUUGAGGGGACCGCGAGUAGGCUGCGGGGAGGACGGGACGGGCUAAGACUGGACGGGACCCCUGGUCUGCAGCAGCAGGUGACAGCAGCAGGGACAAUGAGAAGGAGAUUGGCCUGAAGGAGGGACCGUCCCUCCGGUGCGAGACAGGAUCUUGUGCUGUUGCUCAGGCUGGAAUGCAGUAACACCAUGAGGGCCCACUGCAGUCUCAACAUCCUGGGCUCAAGCAAUCCUCCUGCCUCAGCUUCUUGAAGCUUGCACUACAGGAAUGCGAUGUUAAUUCUGGGGCGUUGAUGUUUUACAAUGCCUGAUCAAGACAAAAAGGUGAAGACCACAGAAAAAUCAACUGAUAAAAAGCAGCAAGAAAUCACCACCAGGGACUAUUCAGAUCUCAAAAGACUUCGGUGCCUUUUGAACGUCCAAUCAAGCAAACAACAGCUUCCAGCCAUUAACUUCAAUAGUGCCCAAAAUAGCAUGACGAAGUCUGAGCCCGCCAUCAGGGCGGGUGGACACAGAGCUCGGGGUCAGUGGCAUGAGUCCACAGAAGCUGUUGAACUUGAAAAUUUUAGUAUAAACUACAAGAAUGAGAGAAAUUUCAGCAAACAUCCUCAGCAUAAACUAUUUCAGGAGAUCUUUACCGCCUUGGUGAAAAAUAGACUCAUAUGCAGAGAGUGGGUUAAUCGAGCCCCAUCUAUUCAUUUUCUGAGAGUGUUAAUCUGUCUGAGGCUACUAAUGAGGGAUCCAUGUUAUCAGGAAAUCCUCCAUGGCUUGGGUGGGAUUGAAAACCUAGCUCAGUACAUGGAGAUUGUAGCCAGUGAGUACCUCAGCUAUGGAGAAGAGCAGCACACUGUGGACAAGCUGGUCAACAUGACAUAUAUCUUUCAAAAACUUGCUGCAGUCAAAGAUCAAAGAGAAUGGGUCACCACAAGUGGAGCCCACAAGACAUUAGUAAAUUUACUUGGUGCCCGAGAUACUAAUGUUCUAUUGGGUUCCCUUCUGGCUCUGGCUAGUUUAGCAGAAAGUCCAGAAUGUAGGGAGAAGAUAAGUGAACUCAACAUUGUAGAGAAUCUGUUGAUGAUUUUACAUGAAUAUGACUUGCUUUCUAAAAGACUAACAGCGGAGCUGCUGCGCCUACUUUGUGCAGAGCCCCAGGUGAAAGAGCAGGUGAAGCUCUACGAGGGGAUACCUGUCCUCCUUAGUCUGCUCCACUCUGACCACCUGAAGCUGCUCUGGAGCGUUGUCUGGAUUCUGGUACAGGUUUGUGAGGACCCUGAGACCAGCGUGGAAAUUCGCAUUUGGGGAGGCAUCAAACAGCUUCUUCAUAUUUUACGAGGAGACAGAAAUUUUGUUUCCGAUCGCUCCUCCAUCGGAAGCCUGUCCAGUGCAAAUGCUGCAGGCCGAAUUCAGCAGCUUCAUUUAUCAGAAGACUUGAGCCCUAGGGAAAUACAAGAAAAUACUUUCUCUCUUCAAGCAGCCUGCUGUGCUGCCCUCACUGAGCUGGUGCUCAGUGACACCAAUGCCCACCAGGUGGUUCAGGAAAAUGGUGUAUAUACAAUAGCAAAAUUAAUUUUACCAAAUAAGCAAAAGAAUGCAGCAAAAACUAAUCUAUUACAGUGUUAUGCUUUCAGAGCCUUGAGAUUUCUCUUCAGCAUGGAAAGAAACAGACCACUCUUUAAAAGACUUUUCCCCACAGACUUGUUUGAGAUCUUCAUUGACAUAGGACAUUAUGUACGUGAUAUCAGUGCUUAUGAAGAAUUGGUAUCCAAGUUGAAUUUAUUAGUGGAGGAUGAACUGAAGCAAAUUGCUGAAAAUAUUGAAAGCAUUAAUCAGAACAAAGCUCCUUCGAAAUAUAUAGGCAACUAUGCGAUUUUGGAUCAUCUUGGAAGUGGAGCUUUUGGCUGUGUUUACAAGGUUAGAAAGCGUAGUGGUCAAAAUCUUUUAGCAAUGAAAGAGGUCAAUUUACAUAACCCAGCAUUUGGAAAGGAUAAGAAAGAUCGAGACAGCAGCGUAAGGAAUAUUGUUUCUGAAUUAACAAUAGUUAAAGAGCAGCUUUAUCAUCCUAACGUUGUACGUUAUUACAAAACAUUUCUGGAAAAUGAUAGAUUGUACAUAGUUAUGGAGCUUAUAGAAGGAGCCCCGCUUGGAGAGCAUUUCAGUUCUUUGAAGGAAAAACAUCACCAUUUUACUGAAGAAAGACUAUGGAAAAUAUUUAUACAGCUGUGCUUAGCUCUUCGAUACUUACACAAGGAGAAGAGGAUUGUCCAUAGAGAUCUGACACCAAACAACAUUAUGUUGGGGGAUAAGGACAAAGUAACAGUUACUGACUUUGGCCUGGCAAAGCAAAAACAAGAAAACAGUAAACUCACGUCUGUUGUUGGAACAAUCCUGUAUUCUUGCCCUGAGGUACUGAAGAGUGAGCCGUAUGGGGAGAAGGCUGAUGUCUGGGCAGCAGGCUGCAUCCUUUAUCAGAUGGCGACUUUGAAUCCCCCCUUCUACAGCACUAACAUGCUGUCCUUGGCUACAAAAAUAGUGGAGGCGGUAUAUGAACCAGUGCCAGAAGGUAUCUACUCUGAAAAAGUAACAGACACCAUCAGCAGGUGCCUCACUCCUGAUGCAGAAGCUCGUCCAGAUAUUGUACAAGUCAGUUCGAUGAUAUCAGAUGUCAUGAUGAAAUAUUUAGACAACUUAUCUACAUCCCAGUUGUCCUUGGAGAAGAAGCUAGAACGGGAACGAAGACGCACACAAAGGUAUUUUAUGGAAGCCAACCGGAACGCCGUCACAUGUCACCAUGAGCUGGCUCUUCUAUCUCACGAGACCUUUGAGAAGGCAAGCUUGAGUAGCAGCAGCAGUGGGGCAGCCAGCCUGAAAAGUGAACUUUCAGAAAGUGCAGACCUGCCCCCCGAAGGCUUCCAGGCCUCCUAUGGUAAAGACGAAGACAGGGCCUGUGACGAAAUCCUGUCAGAUGAUAACUUCAACCUGGAAAAUACUGAGAAAGAUAUAUAUUCAGAGCUAGAUGAUGAAUUGGACAUUUCGGAUAACUCCAGCAGCUCCAGUUCAAGCCCUCUGAAAGAAUCUACAUUCAACAUUUUAAAGAGAAGUUUUAGUGCUUCAGGAGGAGAAAGACAGUCCCAAACAAGGGACUUCACUGGAGGAACAGGAUCAAGACCAAGACCAGCUUUGCUGCCUCUUGACCUGCUUCUGAAAGUGCCACCCCUCAUGCUCAGGGCCCACAUUAAGGAACUAGAGGCCGAGUUAGUGACAGGGUGGCAGUCUCAUAGCCUUCCUGCUGUGAUUCUUCGAAAUCUCAAAGAUCAUGGGCCACAGAUGGGCACAUUCUUGUGGCAAGCAUCAGCAGGAAUUGCUGUGUCCCAGAGGAAAGUACGUCAGAUCAGCGAUCCUAUUCAGCAGAUAUUAAUUCAGCUGCACAAAAUAAUCUAUAUCACACAGCUCCCUCCAGCUUUGCACCACAAUUUGAAAAGAAGGAUUAUAGAGAGAUUCAAGAAAUCCCUCUUCAGCCAGCAGAGUAACCCUUGUCAUUUGAAAUCUGAAAUUAAAAAGUUAUCUCAGGGAUCUCCAGAACCAAUUGAGCCCAACUUUUUCACAGCAGAUUACCAUUUAUUACAUCAUUCAUCCAGUGGAAACAGCCUGUCCCCAAAUGACCCAACAGGCUUACCAACCAGCUUUGAACUGGAGGAAGGAAUAACAUAUGAACAGAUGCAGACUGUGAUUGAAGAAGUCCUUGAGGAAAGUGGCUAUUACAAUUUUACAUCUAACAGGUAUCAUUCCUAUCCAUGGGGGACCAAGAAUCACCCAACCAAAAGAUGAAAAUGCUGCAUUUUGAGUGGACUUGGUUUUCUCAGUGAAGUUCAAGUUCUGGACUUCAGCCACUAUUGCAAGAUGCCCAAGGAUUGGGUGCUGCUGGAGGGUGUGGAAAAGACCAAGAUGCCGUGGGGCCUGCAGGACUUCUUUCUGGGGGUCCUGUGCUGGAGUAUAUGACAGCUGCAGUGCCUGAGGGCUUCAUUGCCAGAACGCAUUAUAUACAGGAUGUCAGAGCUGUCAGUGUGCUGCUGGGAGGAAAUGUUGCAAAAUUCAUCUUUGUGGGGGGAAAACCCAAAAACAACAACAACAAAAAACGCUCUUACAGAAUUUUCCUCAACAUUAAAAAAAAACUUGUCAUAUUUUUCAAAGGCA